Molecule: messenger RNA, 1383 nt
Organism: Emiliania huxleyi CCMP1516
Lineage: Eukaryota; Haptophyta; Isochrysidales; Noelaerhabdaceae
Exons: 2
Coding region: 1-1383 (460 amino acids)
Source: RefSeq, a predicted model, not a curated record
AUGCCAGGGCCAGUGAUGCCAGGGGCUGUGGUUCCGGGCGCUGUGCCGCCACUCCCACCAUUCGUUGUGCCGCCGGCGCAGUUGCUUAGGGAGCCCACAAUGCCAGGGCCAGUGAUGCCAGGGGCUGUGGUUCCGGGCGCUGUGCCGCCACUGAGUCUGCAGAUUGGCUCGUCGGCCGCCAUGGCGUGCCAGCAGUACCAUGGGGAGGCGAGGCCAAUCAGACAACAGAAGAAGCGAAAGGCGGAGGAGAUGGACAGCGUGGCUGGCAGCGCGGGCGCUUCAGCGGCUCCGACGGCUUCUGCGUCGCCAGCCGCUUCGCCAGGCGUGUGGACGGAGCCCACGCCGUCUCCCGCCCCUUCGCCCGCGCCGCUGUCUGCGCUGAAUCCACCUGAGAUGGUCUCAGCACCGCCCAAGGCUUCUGGAGGCGACACCGGCAGCGAGGGUGGAGAUCAGGCCGCUGUCACCAUCGCUGUCGCUGCCUUCGACGAGUCGUCAGCCAUGGAGCAAGAGCUCUUUGCAGGCUGGCAGCUCACGCAGAUCUGCACCGUGCACCAGCAGCGCCUUCAGGCAGGCGAGGACCUGCGGAACCACCACGCGAUGGAGACACUUGCGGAGGCAUCUGAGGCGAUGUCUCCUACGAUUGGACCUGCGCUCGGCCCGGCCGACGCGCCUUCUCCUCCUCUUUCCAAUCCGCCGUCGCCACCUGCACCCCAAGUGAGGCUGGCCUCGCUCGAGGUUGGUCAGGCUAUCUUUUGGCCAUUGGCCAUCGCCGUUGUUAUUGUGGCGAUGGCGAUGUACGGCAUAAAAGUGUGGCUUGCAGAGGCUGGCCAUGUCGGAGCGGUGCCAUCCUGCGAGGCACUGACUUCGUCGGGCAUCGGGGCGGCGGCAGACGAGGCCAAAGCCAUGUCGGCGCUGGAAAGAACUGUGAUCGUGGUGCGCGGGCUCCUCAUCGUGUUCGCGGCUCUGAAACUCACCGGCAGGGACCGCGUUGCUUCGAUGACGCUCAUGUUGGAGAUGCUCGCCAACGUGUGGAAGGCCAACGUCUUGGGACAGCUCGGCUUUGGGUCCAUCAUCGGCUACGAUCCCAUGCCGCGUGCCCGCCUCCUCGGCCUGCUUGCCGCCACGUUCCUCCUCAAGGCCGUCAGGUAUGGCCUCGUCUAUGGCAAGACGGGCGACGUCGCCGCGCUUGCCUCUCGGCUGCAGAUCGAGGUCCUCCCGAUGCUGCUCGGCAUGCUCGUUGCAAACUGUGAGCGGCGUUGGAGCUGGUGUUGGGCCGCGUUCAGGCGUUCGGGCUUCCUUGAGGCGUUCGAGCUGCCCGGCCCGCACCUCUUCACGAUGAUGAUGCGGCGGCAGCGGCGGCGGCGUCAGCUAGCUGCCGUCUGA